GUCAGUGUCAGGUUUUUAAAUUUUUAUUGUUUUUGUUUAUUUGGUAUUUCAUGUUUGUUUAUUUCAUUUUCCAUAAGAUAUAUCGUGAUGAAUCAAAUGAAUAUACCUAAUUGUUCGUCUUUUAUCACACCACACGACGAUGAAGGGCAAGACUUGGGUGAUAUACCACUGAUUAGACAAAUCGACAAUAUCAGAAUACUCCCAAAAUACUCUUCACUUCUAUCAAAAUCAGGAGAUGAUAGGGUCUGUAUGGAUGAUUUGGAUCAAUUACAAUUAGAUUUAGAAAAACUCUGUUCUACUUGUACUGUAAGAAUAAGAUAUUUGUUGUCAGAAAUCGGAGAAGCAGACAGAAACAUUGAAGGGUCUGAUCAUACUGUCCAUGAGAAGAAAUCCUUCAAAAGAAAACUUCCAGAAGAAAUUCUCAUAAACCCAGACUUCAGGAAAAAAAUGCCUGAAAAUGAAAAUGCUGAUAAGUUCUGGGCUUCAAUUAAACCUUAUUGUUCCAGUGUUACCAAUAAUGAUAUAACAUUACUAGAUAGCCUCAUCAAUGAAUGCUCUAAAGAUAUGAAUUCCAAGAUUCCAGAAACUGGUGAGAAUUAUUCUAGUGGAUGGUCAGUAGAUACUACCAAUGAAGAACCAAGUAAACCCCCUAUGAAAAAAAUUGCAUGCUUCUCUGACAUGAAGAAGAAUGGCCUAAAUUCAAUGGUGGAAACCUUUGCUACACCUUUAACUCAAAGACUUUUGGCAGCUUUAAUUGAAGAGAAAGUGGUGACUAACCAUUCAACAAAUGGAGAAAGUGCACCUCCUGUAUCUAAUAAUCUGAAAUUAUCAGAAUCUACAAAACUGAAGACAUCAACUGGAGGUCAAAAAGUUCCAUGCAUUGACAGGAGAUUGAAAAAAGAACUUAUGGAACUGGGUAUAAUCUCUAUGGAUGACUUGUCUAAGUUUUAGAGAGUACCAUACCACUGACUGGACAGGAAUGGCAAUGAGACAUUUUCAUUACAAUGUGAAACCUGAAUGAGUGACAUUUUUGUCUGGGGGUGGAUAGUUUCAACAUAUUGAAUGAUUUAAAAUACAAAUACAGGAUUUCAAAUUGAAUGUUGAUGUGUGUUAUCAUGCAAGAAUAUAAUUGAAAUUCUAUUGUGAGACAGGAACUGGAUUUCAUAAUGAAAUACUGAAAAAUGCAUUUACUUAUGAAGUUUCAUAAACUAGUUUGAAUAUCUCCUUCUAGGUAAACCAGUCCCUAUUUUCAUAUUUCACUGCA
This is a messenger RNA of Phaedon cochleariae (mustard beetle), 1264 nucleotides long. Lineage: Eukaryota; Metazoa; Arthropoda; Insecta; Coleoptera; Chrysomelidae. The record is from the annotation of a GenBank genome assembly.